AUGCAGAAGAAACAAAAAGAACCGAUUCAGUCCGUACAAGUCUUCGGACGCAAAAAAAGUGCUACCGCGGUCGCAUACUGCAAGCGAGGCCGUGGAAAUCUUCGAGUAAAUGGACGUCCAUUGGAACUGGUAGAGCCCCGUGUAUUGCAGUAUAAAUUACAAGAACCCAUCCUAUUACUUGGCAAAGAGAAAUUUUCCGGAGUUGACAUCAGGGUAAGGGUAAAUGGUGGUGGUCAUGUUGCACAGAUUUAUGCUAUCCGCCAAGCUAUUUCCAAGGCUCUUGUUGCCUACUAUCAGAAGUAUGUUGAUGAAGCAAGUAAAAAGGAAGUAAAAGAUAUUCUCAUUCAGUAUGAUCGUACACUUCUGGUUGCCGACCCGAGGCGGUGCGAACCAAAGAAAUUUGGUGGUCCAGGUGCCCGAGCACGAUACCAGAAAUCUUACCGUUAACAUCCGCAAAUUUCACAUUACACUUUAU
Molecule: messenger RNA, 475 nt
Organism: Habropoda laboriosa
Lineage: Eukaryota; Metazoa; Arthropoda; Insecta; Hymenoptera; Apidae
Gene: RpS16
Product: 40S ribosomal protein S16
Exons: 5
Coding region: 1-447 (148 amino acids)
Biological process (GO): maturation of SSU-rRNA from tricistronic rRNA transcript (SSU-rRNA, 5.8S rRNA, LSU-rRNA); translation
Cellular component (GO): cytosolic small ribosomal subunit; ribosome
Molecular function (GO): structural constituent of ribosome; RNA binding
Source: RefSeq, a predicted model, not a curated record